CACUCAUGUCUCUUCACCUCCAUGCUCCAUCAUCAUCUCUCUGGCUCAUGCUGUGUUUCCUGCUCAGUGUCUUCCUGCUGCUUUCCCCAGGGGUCUAUGGCCAAGGUCGUCUUAAGCUGACGGUCCUGUCUGAGGACAGACUGCAGAUGAAAUGGAAGGAGGCCGACGGACCUGUUCAGGGCUACAAAGUCAGAGUGAAACCCAUCUCAGAGGUGCCACAGCCGGAGCUGAUGCUGACCACCACACGGGGCCGGGCCACGGUGGCAGGACUGGACUCCAGUCAGGAAUACGCCCUCCAAGUCCUCGUGCUCAAUGGGACGACAGAGAGGCUUCUCGCAAAGCGCAGAUUCACUAUGGAGGGUCUGCGGGAUGAGGAAAUGAUCCGCAGUGGUAGUCGAGAGCAGAAGAAGAAGAUGUUGCCAGGCGGAUCGGGGUCUGGAGACCUGGACGAUGUGACGGAGGCUCUUAUUGGACGGCCAACAGUUCUGUAUCCGGACCCCACCAACAACCCCGCUGCUGCUGCUCCGACUACAGUCGGAGGUAAAGCCGUGUGUUUAGUUUGCGGGGAGCAGAUCGCCGUGUUCAAGGACUACAAUUUGAGUCGGCAUUACGAGACGAAACACGCGGAGAAAUACAAAAACUUGACUGAUGCUGAAAGGGCGCGCACAUCGAACGCUUUGCUAGCUAAGCUGCAAAAGCAGCAAGGCUUUUUUACCAAGCUUCACACAUCCAAGGAUGCAGCAACCAAGACCAGCUUCGUGAUAUCCCACAAAAUAGCUAAACACAGUAAGCCAUUCUCAGAGGGGGAGUUUGUCAAAGAGUGCUUAGUGGACUCUGCAGCACUAAUAUGCCCUGAAAAAAAAGAAGCCUUUGAGGCAAAGUCCCGCUGCCAGGCGAACCGUGACGAGAACGGAUCUCGAGACACUUGCCGGGAUGCUGGAGCUGCAGCUUCAGACUGCAACAUGGAAGUGGGCAAGUUUCUGAACUUUAUCGGUGCUAUCCUCCUUGGCUUUGGGCAACGAGAUCGCUGUCGAUGGAUGUCUCCAAGGAAACCAUUUGAGUGUGAGACCGAUGCAGCUGCGGACAUCGUGUUGUUGGUGGACGGCUCCUGGAGUAUCGGGCGUACCAACUUCAGACGGGUUCGAGACUUCUUGGAGGGCCUGAUGACACCCUUCAACAUCGGGCCGGACCACAUUCAGAUCGGUCUGACACAGUACAGCGGAGACCCCCGCACAGAGUGGCAUCUCAACAACUUCACUACCAAAGAGCAGCUUUUGGAGGCAGUGAGGAAUUUCAGAUAUAAGGGUGGAAACACAUUUACAGGCCAGGCGCUGCUCCAUGUCAUGGAGGAGAACAUGAGGCCAGAGGCAGGCGCAAGGUCAGCGACACCUUUUUUCUUGGUCUUGUUGACCGAUGGUAAAUCUCAGGAUGAUGCCAUUGCUGCGGCAGAGCGCCUGAAGAAUGCCGGCGUGGAGAUCAUCGCUGUAGGUGUAAAAAAUGCGGAUGAGGCCGAGUUGAGACAAGUAGCGUCGGAGCCCGUGGAUCUAAACGUCUACAAUGUCAAUGACUUCCCACUGCUCAGCAAACUAGUGUCACGACUGGUCCACAUCCUGUGUAGGAGGAUAGAGGACCGCGGCAUCUCAAAACGAAUGGAGCCUGGGCCCACAGUAGACCCAGCCCUCUCCUACCCAAGUCCUUCUGAUCUCCGCUUCUCUCAGCUGGGCUCCAGAGAAGUGCAGCUUCACUGGACCAAUCCUGCUGAAGCUGUCCAACAGUUCAGAGUGGUCUACCACAGCGCUGAGGGCCAGAGUCCACAGGAGGUGGUAUUGGGCGGCUCAGAGUCCACAGUGCUGCUGGAAGGCCUCUCCUCUCAGACACUGUACCAUGUGUCUAUCUUCCCUGUGUAUGAAAACAAUGUUGGCCUGGCCCUCAGAGGAACCGUCACCACAUUGCCCCUGGCCACGCCUGCCAACCUGGAGGUGACUCCUUCCUCUUACAGCACCCUGCAGGUGAGCUGGGGUGCAGCGCCCGGGGCCACACAGUACAUGAUCCUGUACUCUGCACUCAGCCACGGAGAGCCUGACGACGCCAAGGAGGAAAAAUUCAGUGCAGAGCAGACGGCGGUGGAGCUGACGGGGCUACUUCCGGCCACAGACUACUCUGUCACUCUUUACGCUCUGUAUGAGGACGAUCCCAGCGAUCCUGUCACUGCUGUUGCCGCCACAUUCCCCCUACCACCGCCAAUGAGUGUUGAGUUCCCGAUGGUCACCCACAGUAUGCUGAAGGUGAGCUGGGUGCCUGGAGCAGGGGACGUCCCCAGCCACAGAAUCACAUACAGCACCAACCACGGCAGUGACAUUAAGCAGGUGGAGGUAACAGGACUGAACUCAGUGGUGGUGCAGAACCUCUCCUCUCUGUCCAGAUAUCUGGUUUCAGUCCAGUCUAACUACCCACAAGGCCUGUCUGCAGCACUCACCAGUAACGUCACCACACUGAAGGUGCCUUCCCCAUCAGACCUCAGGGUGACUAAUUUCUCCGACAGUGACAUCACUGUGCGCUGGCAGGCUGGGGCUGAUGAUGUCGUCUCUUACCUCAUCAAGUGGAUCUCCCUCAGUGGAGGAGACCUGAGACAGCUGAGGGUGAGUGGUGAGAGUGAAGGGGCGAUCCUGGAGGGGGUGGAGGACGAUAAGGAAUACCAAAUCUCUCUGUCUGCACUCUAUGGAGAUGGAGCUCAGAGUGAAGCAGUGGCCAUACGCUACAGCACAUCCACAGCUCCUGCCAGACUUCCCAUCCACCGCCGGAUGUACCCCGUACACAACGAAGUCUGCCCUGAAGUCACCAUCAGAAACAGCAUUGUUAAAGGAUUCGACAUGAUGGAAGCCUUCGGUCUGACUCGGACAGCUCACUCCUCUGUGGAGGGUGUAGCUGCCGAGCCUUUUGUCUUCAACACCCUCCCUGCCUACACUGUGUUCAGAGACAUCCAGUUGACACAGAACACCAAGUUUAUCCACCCUGCAGGUUUGUCUCCAGAACACACCAUCAGCAUCGCCUUCCGCGUGCUGCAGGAAACUCCCAGAGAGCCCUUCGCCCUCUGGCAGCUCACUGACAACGACUUCCAGCCAAAGAUGGGAUUGGUGCUCGACCCUACAACUAAGCACCUGGUAUACUUCAGCCUGGACUACAGGGGAGAGGUGCAGGAGCUGACCUUUGACCAGCGGCAGGUCCACAGACUGUUCUAUGGCAGUUUUCACAAGAUCCACCUGACUGUCAGCCAGGUGAGCGUGUCCCUGUCUGUGGACUGUCAGCGUGUGGGAGAGAGGCCGGCCCGCCCUCUAGGCAGCCUGCCCACCGACGGCUUUGAAAUGCUGGGAAAACUGGUGAAGACCCGAGGACCCAAAAGUGGCUCUGCUCCGUUCCAGCUGCAAUCCUUUGAGAUCGUCUGUAACACCACGUGGGCUUUCGAGGACACCUGCUGUGACCUGCCUGCAAUGAGAGAUGAGGAGAGCUGUCCGGCCCCGGCGUACACCUGUACCUGUUCCUCUGACGUCCCCGGAGCCCCCGGCUCCCCCGGACCAACUGGAAAGCCAGGUACUCGUGGUGAGAAAGGUGAAAAGGGCGACCCAGGUCACAAGGGGGAGGUGGGUCCUGCAGGAAAGCCUGGAUUUGAGGGAGGUCUCGGAGCCCUGGGGAGCAUAGGGCCCCGAGGCAUUGCUGUGCAGGGCAAAAUGGGUCCACCUGGUGCAAGAGGGGGAAAGGGAGACCCUGGGAGAACAGGGAUCCAGGGUUUACCAGGACCUCAAGGUUCAAAGGGGGAGCAGGGGGUUCCCGGCCCUCUGGGUAUUCGGGGGCUUGAAGGAAACAUGGGUGGACCCGGCCUGACUGGACCAAGGGGUUUCCAAGGAAGGCCAGGACACCCAGGGCCGAUGGGUGAAAGGGGGCUCUCAGGACUGGUGGGCCCUUCGGGUCUGCCAGGGGGUAAAGGGGAGCGAGGAGAGAAGGGAGAAGCUCAGUCUAUGGCCAUGAUCUUCCAACUGGUCACACAGGCCUGUGAGCAGCUAGUGCAUAAGGAGGUGCUGAAGCUCGACAUGUUCAUUAAUGAGAUGAAUCGGAAGCCAGCUCCAAUUGAGGAGCCGGUGGGCCCCCCCGGGGAACCUGGUAUACCGGGGCCUAAGGGCCCACCAGGCAGCAGGGGCAGCCAGGGGAAUGUCGGCUCGAGGGGGAGACCUGGGAGGCCAGGAUAUCCCGGAGAGCAGGGAGGAAGAGGCAUGCUAGGGGCCAAGGGGGAUGCAGGGCCAAAUGUCCAGGGGCCCACGGGGAUCAAAGGAUUUGCAGGUCCUCUGGGUGAGGCUAAGCUGGGUGACCCAGGUUCUAAAGGAGAUGAUGGUAAAUCAGGACUCCAGGGGAUCAGCGGAACACCAGGACAGCCCGGAGAGAUGGGACCCCCGGGUCUGUGCGACAACAGCGGAGGCUGCAACAGAGCCCCCCAGCAAACAGCAGACCCCUAUUACGGCUACCAACCUUGAGCGGAUAUUUACAAGUCAGCAGAUGAAAGAAGUCUGUUUGAAGUGACUAUGAUUCCUUUGGAGCUGAAAGCCAAACUGGGAAUGGAGCUAAAGAAAAGCAGCACUGAAGAGGUUUGGGGCGUGGAACGUGCCACUGACUGAUGCGGAAGCUUCACUAGUUUCAUCAUGUGUGAGAAAAGGAAACCACACAGGAAGGGUCACUCUUGGUCUUCUUGUUGAUCCUUGACAUAAAUAAGGGCUGAGAAAUAAACAAGGAAUACGUGGGAAGCUUUCUAAUAUAGAAUAGUGUUUUGAUGAACAGAUAGCAUCAUAAAGGAAAAUAUUUUUUCAUUGGGAUCAGUCAAGUGCUCUCUUAUACUCCAUACUCGCACUGAAACCUUUUAUUACUUUUUAUAUAUUCAUGCACUGUAUCAAUGCCAAAUAUUUUAGCAUCUGUGUUAUAUUCCUACCCUUUUCAUCUGCCAUUCUAACCUUAACUGCCUCAAGGAUAAUGAAAGUGCAUAAUCCAUGGUGAUAAAGCUUAUUUUUGUUCCAUGGUAUAACUGAUACUGUGAGAAAGCCUGUUGUCAUGUGUAUGAUAAUGUGUAUAUUGUUUAUUAUAAUUACUGUAUGGAGUUAUUCAUGUAUGAUAUUUUAUACUGUACCUAUUAUGUAAAAUACAUGUUUACAUUGUCUGGUAUCUAUGGGGUGGGGGUUAUAGUGUGUGUGUGUGUGUGUGUGUGUGUGUGUGUGUGUGUGUGUGUGUGUG
Notothenia coriiceps (black rockcod) is the source of this 5271-nucleotide messenger RNA. It is a transcript of the gene col20a1, whose product is annotated as collagen type XX alpha 1 chain. The transcript has 37 exons. Gene Ontology annotation, molecular function: protein binding. Bases 6 to 4523 code for a protein of 1505 amino acids. The record is from RefSeq and is a predicted model, not a curated record. NCBI's taxonomy places the organism in Eukaryota, Metazoa, Chordata, Actinopteri, Perciformes, Nototheniidae.